AAGUUGGAAGAAACUCUCUCUCUCUCUCUCUCUCUCUCUCUCUCGUGCAGAGGAAUUUGGAAGAAAUUCAAAAGAAAAUGCCGAAGCAGAUGCUUGUCUGCUGCACGCUCUUCAUAUCAGAAAGCCGCAACCCAGCAGCACUGGAAUCGAUCGAGCGAGCUGCCAAGCUAUUCCCGGAAGUUCCCAUCAUCAACAACUUCCCAGACGACUCCUACAACCGAGUCCGUUACACGCUCGUCUCCCAUUUCACGACUGACCCAUCAAAUCCCUCUCCCCUCAGAAAUGCCGUGUUUUCAAUGGUCGAAGCGGCUCUCGACGCAAUCGAUCUUGAACUGCACUCCGGGACUCAUCCACGUAUAGGAGUCGUCGAUCACAUCUGCUUCCACCCUCUCUCUCAGGCUUCGCUGGAUCAAGCAGCCCACCUUGCCAAUUCUGUCGCAGCCGAUAUAGGACUUAAGCUUGGAGUUCCUGUGUUUCUAUAUGGAGCAGCAGAUGAACGAGGGAGGACCCUUGAUUCAAUCAGAAGAGAAUUGGGUUACUACAAGCCCAAUGCCAUUGGCAACCAGUGGUCAGGUGGGGUAGAACCUGAGUCCUUGCAGCUAGAGCCAGACAUUGGCCCUUCUCAAGCGGCUCGGUCCAAAGGUGUUGCAAUUGUUGGUGCAACGCAAUGGGUUGCCACUUACAAUGUGCCCAUUUCAUCAACUGACAUUGCUGGUGUCCGUAGGAUUGCUAGACAGGUGAGCAGUCGAGGAGGUGGGCUUGCAUCAGUGGAAGCGAUAGCACUUGCCCAUGGUGAGGACACAAUUGAAGUGGCAUGUAAUCUGUUGGAUCCAAGUCGAGUGGGAGCUGAUCAAGUUCAGCUGGAAGUUGAGCGGCUCGCAAGGGAAGAGGGAAUGAAGGUAGGGAAUGGUUAUUUUACUGAUCUAUCACCCGAAGAGAUCAUUGAAAAUUAUUUGAAAUUGGGUUUUCUUGAUUAAGCAACAUCGCAAUUGGAGUAAUUCAAUUGAGCUUUUAUGUGUGUGUAUGUGAAGAAUUAUCCACAUACUUCUGUCAUUCGAUUAGAGUUUACAUUUAGUAGGUAUAUUUGGUUUCCAUUGUA
Magnolia sinica is the source of this 1099-nucleotide messenger RNA. RefSeq lists its product as uncharacterized. Gene Ontology annotation, molecular function: folic acid binding; transferase activity. The coding region runs from base 78 to 977 and encodes 299 amino acids. NCBI's taxonomy places the organism in Eukaryota, Viridiplantae, Streptophyta, Magnoliopsida, Magnoliales, Magnoliaceae. The transcript has 2 exons. The record is from RefSeq and is a predicted model, not a curated record.